CAGAAAACUGCAAUUUUCCCAACACGAAAACGACUGGCUCGAAAAACAACUCGGAAAACCUCCAAGCCGGCACGCGUUAACGGCAACCGUAGCCGGUGAACAUAGCCGUCUGUUAUACGUCACAGAUGUGACAACGAGAGUUCGCUACCUCGUCGACACUGGUGCAGAAGUUAGCGUUCUUCCAGCAAAUCCUAACGACCGACUUCACGAAUCGGCUUUAAACUUACAGGCGGCAAACGGAAAACCGAUCGCUACGUUUGGCAAAAGAUCGAGACAUCCCAGAGGACAUAGCAGGCGAGUAGAAAAGCUAAGAAAGAACAAAAUACCCGUGGCGUACAGGUUUUCACACCAAGUCAUCAAUACUUCGAAUCUGUUAUCUAAAGCAUUGAUGUCCGCACCUUCAAUUGACUCAUUCAAAUGAAGACUGUACAUUCAUAAAAGCACACUAGAAGGAAGAAUAACAUAGGCCGUAAGCCUUCUGUCCUUGCUACACAAAUCUGAAUUUGAAUUAUUUGACUGAGCGCCUCAUAUUUUAGCGUUCAAGGUCGUUGGAACAAAACGGCGAGUGCUUUCAGUGAACCUGACAAUACUGACAUACUUACUUAGUAUGCGUAUCCUACAAAAAUAAUUAUUAACCAGAGAAGUCAUAUUAGCUUAAGUACUUCCUUCAAAUAGGUCUCAAAAUUGUCUCAACUUGUGAAUCGACGAAAUAACAUAAUAUCAUUGAAGAUUGGUCCGACGUCAUGCAUCAUCACGAUGGUAUCUUCUUCGUUACUUGAAGGAUGGACGUUAUCACACAUAGUGCGUCUGAACUCAAUCCAAAUCUAAAAAUGUAUUGAUCUGACCGCUUCUGAAAAACAUCACGAAUUGUCGAUGUGACGCAUCAAUCAUCUUGCGACAGUUAUAUUAUUAGUGCGCGCUACGUAAAAAGGACAUUGGUAUUUUUCGUCGCUGACAUAUGACAGAAGAAGAAUACCAAGAGAGAAAUAAACGUCUAUGGUCUAUGUGGUUACAAGCAUACGAAGUACGUUUAAAAAUAGAUUUCGAAGGGAAUCAUGAUAAUACCAAAACACAAUUCUCUGAACGUUUAAAUUUAAUGCAGUCUGUAAAUCCUCGAGUAGUUCUACGUAAUUAUCUUGCCGAAGAAGCUAUUAAAUCAGCUGAUAAAGGAGAUUAUACAGUUGCACAACAAUUAUUCAACUCAUUGACCACACCUUUUAAAAAUCCUGAUAUGUCUUUGAAUAACGAGUCUUUUCAUCUUGUAUCCCGGAUUAAAUAUCGUCCUCCUGAUUGGUCUCGUAAACUACGUGUUUCUUGUUCAUCUUAACAUCUAUCCGUAGUGUAUUAUAAUAUCUUGCUUCAAUAUACG
Messenger RNA from Schistosoma curassoni, 1369 nucleotides. The record is from the annotation of a GenBank genome assembly. Lineage: Eukaryota; Metazoa; Platyhelminthes; Trematoda; Strigeidida; Schistosomatidae.